UCCUUGUCUUAGACAAAUUCUCAAAGCAGUUACGAAAACAGGGUAUUUGUAAGUAUACUCAAACUCAGAGAGAUUGGGACGUCGUUCAACUGUUUGUUGAAGAUCUUCAAAAUUCUGAUCUAAAAAACAAGGCAUGUCGAAUUCACCGGAGUUCUCUGAUUUCGCCGGCCGGAAGUCCGGGAAGUUGCCGGACAGGUCGAAUUUCUCGCAGACCUGUAAUCUCUUAAGCCAGUUCCUCAAGGAAAAGGGAAGAUUCGGGGAUCUCAGCCUCGGCAUGGCCGGGAAAUCUGAGACCAAAGGGAGGCCUGAAUCAUUCAAAUCAUCAACCAUGUCAUUUGACCUGUUAAACAAGGAUAAAUCUAGCGAGGCUUCGGGGCAAAACGGCGGUGGAUCCUCCAAUUUGAAGUCCAGUGAUUUCUACCCUCAGUUUGCUGGUUUUGGUUCCCUUGCUUCCAUUGACGAAGCCAUUAAUAUGGCUGAUUUCAGGAAAUCGGCAACAACAGAGUCGGAAACUUCUCAGAUGACAAUAUUUUACGCCGGCCAAGUGCUGGUAUUCAAUGAUUUCCCGGCCGAGAAGGCCAGAGAAGUCAUGCUAUUAGCCGCCAAGGGAACCCCCCAAAAUACUAGCGGCUUCCUCUCCACUUCUGGCCCUGAAAAAAUCAAUACAGGCAGCUCAACCGCCCCUAGCCCUAGCAUCCCCGCCUCGCCGGCCACCACCCCGAACCCUCAAGCCCUCAGCUCCGGUACUUUCAGCAUUCCUGCCUCGCCUGCAGCCACCCCAAACCCUCAAGCUCCUCUUGGCUCUGAACUGCCAAUUGCAAGGAGAAACUCACUUCACCGGUUCUUGGAGAAGAGAAAAGAUCGGGUCAAUUCUAAAGCACCAUACCAAGUAAACAAUCCAUCCAGACCUUCUCCAAAGCCUGAAGAGGACACCAACCCAAAGCUCAACUCAGACGAAGGUCAAUCAUCAAAGCAACUUGAUCUUAGAUUGUAGUCAGGAUUUGCCUUCAUGAUCAACUCAUCUUCUCGCUCAAAUCUUGUCCACUCCCACUUAAAAUCUAACCACUUUUAGGCUUUUGUAUACUCCCUUGUAUCGGAUUCGUAAUCAAUAUUUGCUAAACGCAAUUCUCAGUAUUCAAUCCGGGUUGGUUCUUUUUGUUCACUGUUUUUGAUACAUUGAUCUUCAAUGUCAGACAGGAUCAGACAUCCCUUCCGUGUGCGAAGGGAAAUGUCAUGCCUU
Molecule: messenger RNA, 1240 nt
Organism: Vitis riparia (riverbank grape)
Lineage: Eukaryota; Viridiplantae; Streptophyta; Magnoliopsida; Vitales; Vitaceae
Product: protein TIFY 10A-like
Exons: 5
Coding region: 134-994 (286 amino acids)
Biological process (GO): response to wounding; regulation of defense response; regulation of jasmonic acid mediated signaling pathway
Cellular component (GO): nucleus
Source: RefSeq, a predicted model, not a curated record